GCUGAUAAGCCUGUGGCGUACCUUGUUUAUGAUGCGCUUUCUUCCUUUCUGCUCACUUAUUGGGUUGCACAUUCUUACACUGCCCACCACUGUUCUCGGUCCAUUUCAAAAUUUUAGAAAAACGAGUUACGAAUCACGAAUCACGAAUCACGAACCAGCCAAAGUUUGUAUCAAGCGAGAGUAGUACUACUUGCAUUUGCAGACUCUAUAUAUCAGGCGUCAAUAGCCUCAAAGGAGCAUGUAUCAAACAACAUUUGUGAAAUUCCAUCUUCGCAUGGAAUCCUCCAAUGUGAUUACCCUCGCAAAUAGAAAAACAGAAAAUUCUGCAAAGAGAAGAAAAGAAAAACUUGAGAAAAGAAAAGCAAAGAAAAGAAAUAUGACAGGCAGUUUUAUUCCGAAUUGGAGAAAGGACAUAGAGAAAGGAGAAAGAGGGGGGAGAUCAAAGGCAAAUUCCAAAUGCUUGGACCUCCUCGGCACACCGUUUGUGGACCUCUCUUUUUUUUUCUUUGCAAACGUUCAGAUAAAGAUGUUGGACCCGUGUGCGGCGUUUUGGGUAAUAAUAAAUAAGGUCUUUUCCCACACCGGCAUAUUUUUGAGAUCCCCCACACCUUUCCUUUUAGUUUUCCGGUGGUAUCAUACAAAAUUUGCAAGAAAUAAAUCGAGUGAUGAAGAGAGAAAGAAUCGACUAGUAUUAAAAAUGAAACGCUGCACAUAGCAUCGUGUCUCUGGUUGUGUGUU
Trichoderma asperellum CBS 433.97 is the source of this 738-nucleotide messenger RNA. RefSeq lists its product as uncharacterized. The record is from RefSeq and is a predicted model, not a curated record. Lineage: Eukaryota; Fungi; Ascomycota; Sordariomycetes; Hypocreales; Hypocreaceae.